AAGACACUGUAUCAUCACUUAUCCAAGUCAAGCAAUUUUUGCUCCCAUUACUUAAUGCUAAUUCCUUAUCUCUUAAGCAAUUUUUACAUGAAUUACGAAGUAUUACUGAUGCCAAUCCCUCUUUAGGUAGUAAAAUAGCAUUAUGUAAUAGCAGCAAUAUGGCAUUACAAAAUAUGUAUAAUAAUAUUUCGAAUCGUGGUGAAGUGACCAAGGAAAAAAUCCGCAAUGCAGUAAAGAAAGGAACAUACACAUUCAAGCGAGUAAGUAAAGAUGAUAAAUGUUCUGUGAUGCUAACCUAUCCAUCUAGCACAGAGUCCAAACCAUACAGCUUGAAUGAUUUGCAUGAUUUACGUGGACGAGCUCUUUUAAUCUCUAAACCUGGAGCUGCAGUGGAUUUAACUGCGAUUCACGGUGAAAAUGAUCUAGCAAAAAAUGUGAUGGAUGAAUUUGUAGUACAGGUUGAUUUAGCAAAUGAGAUUAUAAACAUUGCAUCAAAAUUAAUUCAAAUGGGUCAUUUUGGAUAUCGUGAAUUUAGUAGAGCUGCAAAGGGAACUGAACCUUUACAAAAGUUGGAACAUGAAUUGAAAGUGGACCUGAAACAAUGGGAAGAUUUGGUAAAUAAAGCACAAGAAAAACAUUACUAUUUAACCUUCUUUCCCGCACGUCAUAUCCUGGCCUUUUAUGAUUAUUUCACGAAUAAAGAUGAUCCCAAUAACGUAGGACAGAUCCUUAACAACGAAGAAUGCCGUACACUUAUACGAUUUGUUAAUAGUGAGGCUAAGUUGCCAUCGCGUUCUGCGGAAUUAAUUAUCUCAAGUGAAGAUCAAAAUUAUUAUCAAAUUCUUUGCCAAAUUGGAACUAAAUUACAAAACAUUUUUGAAAGUGUUCCUAAAAAAAGGCGUGAUGUUAGAGAUAAGGGUGGGCGCAUUAUGUCAGAUGUUGUGUAUCAAGGAAAGUUGUUCGUUGCUGCCUGCAGUGAUAAAAAUCUUGUUCCAAAUAUUAUCAUGAGUUUAUAUGUUAAUCACGGGACAUAUCCUCAACCGUGGCAGUUACUAAUAUGUACUACUUCUACAACCAUGGAAGAACUCUCAAUUUUUAUCAAGCGAUGCUUCUUUGCCGCUAGCAAUGGGUACGAUGGAUACUUGUUCUGUAUUGCAAACCUAGAAUUACUUGACUUUGAGCUGCAGUAUAAUCUUGUUAACAACAUCCGAUCAAUGCGCAAAGAACAAACCAAUUAUCAUUUAGCGCUUAUCUGUUGUCGUGAAACUGGAAUGCAUCAUCAUAUUUUGGAUCAAUUUUCACAGGAGGUUUAUGCGACAAAUGGACUUGGAAUUGAAGCCAUGAAGGUGAUUUAUCGUGAAUUACGUCCCGAUAAUGUUUUGUGUUUGUCAUCUGAUUUGUCGGGUCAAGGUAAAUCCGAGUAUAUUCGUCAAAGUAGUUUUGCUUGUAAAAAAGUCCCCAGAAGCUUCCUUAUUAGCGAUGGGGUUGAUUUUGGAACACUUGUUCAUCAAUUCAAGGAAUUUGAAGUUCGACCGGUUGAAAGUUUACAUAUAAACAUUGUAUCAGCUGAUCAUCCGGUGGACGUUAAUAUGUUUUUAUUUGAAUUGUUGACGUUGGGCGUGGUGUCAAACAAUAUGGACAUAGCUUAUCUUCCAGAUACCAUUGUAUUUAUCGAAGUUGCAUCAACGGUCAACCAGCAUUUACUUAAAUCUUUACCAAUGGUUGAAUGUCUUAACAGUAAGCAUCUUACGUGGGAUAUAGGAGAACUCAUGGUAUCACAGGAAAUCAAUAGCCCUAUGCAAGUUGUAUGCCAUUACUUACUCGCGUAUGAUACUAAUACGCUUGAUAACAAAGACAUCGUAUUUCAAGUCACAAAUAAUGACACGCCACUCUAG
Messenger RNA from Racocetra persica, 1895 nucleotides. Lineage: Eukaryota; Fungi; Glomeromycota; Glomeromycetes; Diversisporales; Gigasporaceae. The record is from the annotation of a GenBank genome assembly.